Molecule: messenger RNA, 2286 nt
Organism: Annulohypoxylon truncatum
Lineage: Eukaryota; Fungi; Ascomycota; Sordariomycetes; Xylariales; Hypoxylaceae
Exons: 7
Coding region: 1-1728 (575 amino acids)
Source: RefSeq, a predicted model, not a curated record
AUGGCCUCAUCACGAGGAGAUCACUUCUCACAACAGUCACUUUAUUACUGGGACUCGACUUUUGAUUCAGGACAGAAGUUAAGCGAUAAAUAUGAUGAACCUUUCGCCAAGGCGUUUAGCGAACACGACUCCGCCUCGGACUUUAUCAGUUUUUUCAUGCGAGAAUGCGAUGAAAAUGAGGCCUGUAACUAUGCGACAAGAGUGGUGAGGGGAUUCUGUCAAGAUGCAGACCUCGCGGGACUGCAACAAAAUAUACGUGCGACGACUGAGCCCGUUGCGUUGCUUGACGACGGCGUCGGCGCCACAGCAUUGGAUCUUUACGAGGCUUUAUUAAAACCAAAGAAAAAAAAUAGGAAGGGGAAGGGGGCCGAAACAACCGCACGCCAACAAAUGAUACGAACUACGGACCAGGAUGGGGGGAUAAAAAGAGUAUACAUUCCAAAUCUGACCUCCUGGGCGGUUAUUGCUCUUGCAGCAAGCGCACCAAAUUACCAAGCGGGUAUUCUAGGCGAAUUCAUAUUCAACCACCUUCGCUUCGACCAUUUGAUCCACGCAAAUAUCCAACGUGAACAUAUCCCAUCUUUCGCACUCGAGUUUCAACUACCUUACUUCGUCCUGAGAGAACACAGGUUGCCACAGGAGGAUGCUCGAAGAUUAAGAGGAUAUCAAGACAUUACAUUCCUACGUAAUAUGGGCGACAAGCUUGAUAAUAGUCCGACUAGAUACAUCUACGAUACUAAGUUAUCUCUCUUAAUUUCCGGUACAGGUAGCCACUCAUGGACCGGAUUCCUUCUUGACGAUCGAUACUUCGGAACGGAUGAUGAACCCGAGAGUAUUGCAGAGUACCUUGACCAGGGAAGCGCAGGUCUUAUGCCGGAUCCCUUUGCUGCUGGUAAGAAGCCCAUGGGAGACCUACCAUGCGAUCCUCGGGAGCACUUCCUCAUAGCUUUUGAGACCUACUUAAGUCGAGUAAACAAGGAAAUGUGGCAUGUGUUUAUGGCUCUAGAUGAAGAUAUCCGGUCUUAUGAGAAGAACUAUUGGGACCAAAAGAUUUGCAGAGUAUCAUAUAAUGCGAAUGACCACCAGAGAAAUCGUCUAGGUACGGAUAAAAGUAGGUCACAACUACGGAAGGAUCACCAGGAAUGGAUGAGGCGCGUUGUUGGAAUUUUACGAAAGCACAUCGGCAUUUUGAACCAAUACAGCGAUGAAAGGAAGAUGUUCAGCGAUCAUGGGCAAAAUUACUUUAUGCCAACUGAUAAUGUUGGUCGCUUGAAUAGACUACGGAAAUCGCUUGCGGCUGUGGACCAGCAGUUUACUCGCUUGGAGCGUCUUCUGAACAAGUAUAAGCACACAUUGGACUGCUGCGAAGACAUAUCCCGUGUCUUUAAUCAUCGAAUUGCUCUAGAAGAUAACGAAUCAGCGCUUUUCCAGCAAAAGACGGCGAGGGACGUGAAGGUGCUGACCUGGAUCACAUUUCUUUCCCUGCCAAUUACAUUAGCCGCGAGCCUCCUUAGUACACAGGCGGGCUAUAUUCCGAUCAACCCGAGCCCCGGGGCACUUCUAGCAUCAAUUGCCGUCUUGGAGGUAGUAGUAUGGCUUGUUCUUGGCUCGUUACUCGGCUGGGACUGGUUUAGAAAGAAAAUGAAAAUUUGGUUACCGUAUCAAUUCAGGUCCAGGAAAACGGGAAUACAAGAAGCCGAGCUUCAGCAAGCGGAGGGGUUGACCUAAUACUCGAUUGGGGUUAGGAGACGUCAAGGGUUGUUCUGGGACUAUGGACGGGACUUCUUGAUGCCAUAUUUCGACGUAUCGUGUUCGACGCGACGACCUAGUCUUGGAAUGUCAAAGCUGUCAAUUUAAACACCACAAAUCGGUUCCAAUGAAUUUCCAAUGCGCGCUGAAAACCCUCUAACAUUGAUCGGUGGCAUCUCUCUGGCUGACCACCGAAGGAUGCAUUCCCUUUCCCCACAUUAUUAUUUCCACGCCCACGCCGACGCUCUAAUUCCGUACUUGUAUCUUGUCGACCCUGCAAUAGGCACAUCUCGGUUCCCCACAACUCUCGCAAUAUUCAGUAUGAAUAUUCAUUCUCGGAUGACCGCAAGAGCACUACCAGUGAUUAGGAAACGCGAAGCAUCUGCGAGAAAAGGAUGUCGAUGACUUACGCAGCUCCAUAUCCAGACCCAUCGUUUUCUCGGCUUAUAUUAUUAUCUGGUUUAGUACGCUUAUCUUCGCAUCCCGAGUUCACCGAGCGUUUAGCGACUGACCAUGGACGAUUAUGCUGGCUGGACA